Messenger RNA from Trichoplusia ni (cabbage looper), 1019 nucleotides. RefSeq lists its product as uncharacterized. Bases 108 to 950 code for a protein of 280 amino acids. The record is from RefSeq and is a predicted model, not a curated record. The transcript has 2 exons. NCBI's taxonomy places the organism in Eukaryota, Metazoa, Arthropoda, Insecta, Lepidoptera, Noctuidae.
AAACGUAAUUUGACAGCCGUUUAAAAACAACGUCAGGCUAACAGCAAAACCUGAAAACAAAAUUGGAUUGAUCGAUAUAUUUUUAUUUUGUUGAUAAUUGUUAUAAGAUGUCUGAUAAAACGAAAGCUUCGGGGCCAGCCGCAAGGAAUGCUUUAAAAACUCGGCGUCCUAUAACAGCUGCCGCCACAUCGUCGACUAAAGUUACUGCCAAAGAUAAACCCGCACCCAAAGCGAAAAAGACGAGUAAUCCAAAUACGACUUUGAAUCCGGACGCCACAGUUUUGAAAUCAGAACUCCAAGGACUUCCGGAUUUUGAUACGGAAAACCGCCAAAUCGCUUACGGAAAGUUCGUUCGCGCCAUGCUCGAAGAAUGUCUAGUUGAUGAAAAAUUUGAAAGAGAGGAAACUAUUAUGGACUUACAAAUGGCGCAACUAGCUGACAGGUUCCAGAAAACGAUGAGCCAGUUGGAUAAAACUAGUCGGCGAUUGAAAGAUAUAUCUUUUGUGGUUGAACAAAAAAGGCUACUCGACUUAAAAAGCAAUGACAACUCCUGUUUCUAUGAAAUGACCGAAAAUUCAAAUGCGGAGUCACUCCUAAAAGAUCUGGCAAAUACAGAACAAGCUCAUCUUGACCGAAUUGAACUGAAAAAUGUAGACUUUGGUUACAACAAGCAGUCCGGGCACAAACAACUCCUAGAAGCAGUCAAUGAUGCCAUAGACGGGCUAGAAAAGAUUAAAAAGGAAUCCAAUCUAGAUAUAGAUAAAUUUAAAGAGUAUGAGAAGUCACAAGUUACUAUUGAAGAGAUGGAAAAGGAGAGAUUUGAUCUCGAUAGCUUAAAAGCGAGUUUUGAAGAGAAAUUCCCAAAAUUUAGCGAACAGCUUCUUAAGGAGACUUCGAGAAAGAUAGCAAGCAUCAUCGAUGAUGACGGAGAUGAAGAUGGCGAUGAUUGAGAAUGAAAUAAAUUGUAUUUUGUGUUGUAUUUUUAAAGAUAAUUAUGGUUAUUAAAUGUCCUAUGUUAA